AUGCAAGAAUUUUUCAGUGAAAAUUGGUUUAUUUGUUUCAUUAAUCAUAUUGCUUUACUACAGGCUCUCUUUAAAACAUUACGGCGUUUGCAUGGCCAAAAUUUGGAGAAUCAAGGCUUAAACAAUCUCACAGAAGCGUUCCAGAAUUUUAUGACACGCGCUAAAUACUUUAGCAUUUCCAAGAUAAGGCGAACGUGGUCACAUUCUGCUGUAGAAUUUUUGAAAUAUCGACGUUUGCUACCAAUGUUAACUUCUGAAGAUGAUCAUAAAGAUUCGUUUACAGGUUAUAUUUUGCAAUCCCAAAUCUUUAACCAGGAAAUUAGCAGACGAAUUGUCGUUAAUAACAUCGCUCCGCACGUCACUUGCAAUCAGCUAACUUCAUUUUUUUCAAAAUUUGGGAAGCCUCUUUUAUCCUUGGUUCUUGAGCAGUCUCCUUCAACUACUUUAAUUAAUAAAACUUUCUUAGAAGCAGCUGCUAAGGUAGCCCUUGAGAUCUUUUUUGUUGUUAAAGAGUUCGUUUGCCGAUUUUUUAAUGCGAAGAACCCGAUGCGUAAUAAUCACCUUCAGGCAUUUCUCGCAAAAUGUGGAAUCCACCUUAAAUCCCUUGAUCUUUCUGGUAUAAGACAUCUUUUUAAUGGAAAAGCUUUUUCAAUAAUUUCUUCGAUGUGUCCACAUUUGCGUGAGAUCAAUAUUUCUGGUUUAACUGCCGACUCAGUAAGUCUCAGAGCAUUUAGCGACGCCUUGCCCCAUCUUACCUCAGUAGUAUAUGCCGAUAUGAUUAGCGUUGGGGAUAAAGCCAUGUGGAGUUUGUUUAGAGGCAAUGGAGUCAACAUGCAGAAAGUCGAUCUUAGAGGUUGCAAACUUAUUAAAGGCUGCUGUCUUAGGUCGUUCUCAACUCCCCUCGAAAAUGUUUUACUUGACGGCUGCUCCCGUUUGGACAAUUUGUCCUUGGAAGACCUGUGUUUAAGGUCACCAAAUUUGAAAGAGUUACGGCUUAGCAACUGCUUUCGUAUUUCAGACGAAACUAUAGGUUUGAUUACCCGCUGUAUGUCCGAUUUAGAGAUAUUUUCGCUUUGUGGAGAUGGGUUUAAGAUGAUCACUCCAUCGGGACUCUUAACUUUAUCGAGGCUCAGGAAUCUUUCUGAAUUAAUGUUAGACUGUAACUCAGCGGUUUCAAAUGAGUUACUUGAAGCUCUUUUUGUCAGUUCUUCUCGCUUACGGAAGCUAAGCAUUGCGUAUGCUGGUAGUGAUAUUGCUGUGACUGAAGACGUGGAUUUAAGUGCUUUGGCGGCAGUUACAAAUAAAGUCGUUUCCGAAAUUAGUUCGAGGAAGAUGAAGUUACGUAGUUGCAUUUAUCUAGGCGAUGAAGGAGUCUGCACAGUCUCAAAGCUUUCUAAACUUGAGCUACUCGAUCUUAGUAAUUGUAUACUGGUACUUAUACUUCACUGUUUGAAUAAUAAACAUUCCUUGUUGAAUUUUAUCACGGUUGUAAUUGGCGGGACUAUAUGCCAAGUUAGCGGAUUGCGGGCGGACAAUAGUCGAGUUGUAUUGGACUUCAGCGAUUACAGUACACAUCAGCAGUUACAACCUCAAAGUGAAAAAACAGGUCAAUUUAAUACAACAAAUGCAGGUUUUUCAGCUACAAAAAAUCUAGUACCAGCGAUUUGA
This is a messenger RNA of Enterobius vermicularis (human pinworm), 1668 nucleotides long. The record is from the annotation of a GenBank genome assembly. NCBI's taxonomy places the organism in Eukaryota, Metazoa, Nematoda, Chromadorea, Rhabditida, Oxyuridae.